Funneliformis geosporum is the source of this 766-nucleotide messenger RNA. NCBI's taxonomy places the organism in Eukaryota, Fungi, Glomeromycota, Glomeromycetes, Glomerales, Glomeraceae. The record is from the annotation of a GenBank genome assembly.
AUGGAUCAACACUUCAAGUAUAAAAUCGACUUUUUAAUAUCCAACGACACACCUUUGGGUCAACAACCAACACAGCCCGUAGUUAAAAACACAAGGAAAUCAAAACCAAGGUCAGGAGAUCUGACCCAGCAUUUAGCUCGAACAUUUUACGACAUUAAUUGGUCAAAAAAAUUAGGACAUUUACUUAAUAUCACAUAUGGUCUUAAUAUGAUUCAUAAGAAAGGGAUCAUCCAUCGGGAUUUUCAUAGUGGAAAUAUCUUGAUAGAUGAGUUUUCGAAAAUCUGUGAUUUAGGAUUAAAUAAGUCUGCUACUAAAGCUGAAGAUGAUGAAACCUAUGGAAUCAUUCCUUAUUUGGCCCCAGAGAUUCUUCACGGACAACAUUAUACUAGAGAUUCAGAUAUUUAUAGCCUCGGUAUGAUUAUGUGGGAGGUAAUGACAGGCAGAAGGCCUUUUUGGGAUCGAGUACAUGAUGUUGAACUUAUUAUUCAAAUAUGUGAUGGACUUCGUCCCCCAAUUGAUAAUAUGAAUGCACCUGAAGGUUAUGUUCAAUUAAUAAAAGAAUGUUGGAAUCCCAAUCCAAAUAAAAGACCAACGGCUAGGGUCAUUCAUGCUAUAAUUUCUAAUGGCUACGAUGAUGAACCAAUAGAGCGAACUUCUUCAUCGGCAUUAUUCCAGGCUUCAAUGAUUUUUCGAUUCUUGAGUGGUCUAUACAAGCUUUUAUUCGUCGUUUUCAAGACAUCAUUUUUGAAAAGCAUGAAGGGUUCAA